Molecule: messenger RNA, 243 nt
Organism: Homarus americanus (American lobster)
Lineage: Eukaryota; Metazoa; Arthropoda; Malacostraca; Decapoda; Nephropidae
Product: suppressor protein SRP40-like
Exons: 5
Source: RefSeq, a predicted model, not a curated record
UCCUCCUCCUCCUCUCACUCUUCUUCCUCCUCCUGCUCUCACUCUUCUUGCUACUGCUCCUCCUCUUCCUCGGGGGAAAAAAAAUCGGCCAAACUCCAUUCUUCCUCUUCCUCCUCUUCUUCUUCCUCUUCGUUUUCCAUCUCCAUCUCCUCUUCUUCCCCUGUUGAUGAGCAGGUUCUUGGUGUUCUCAAUUACAGGUUGAUGGCAGGUUCUUGGUGUUCUCUGUUACAGGUUGAUGGUUGA